AUGGCCCUCCCCGACCCUGGCCUUCCUACCCCCAAACUCCUCCGUGAAUCCACCGACCUCACCUUUUCCUCCACCUUCACCAGCUCCAGCACCCGCUCGUUCUCCUACACCCCCAACGCGGUGACCUUCACCCGUACCCGCACCCGCACCCGCCUGCCUCCUGCCAACAAACACAAAUACCGCAUCCUGCACCAACCUCUGUUCCGCAAUUCUCUCCUCGCCGGCGUCGGAUACCUAGAACUAGCCAAUGCGGCCGACUUUGCGGCCAAUGUGUGGAACGAGAUCCCGGUGCCCCUGCACGCCAAGAUCCUGAUGGCGAUUGGCGGGCCCUGCGCGCUGUGCAUGACCCUGGUCGCCGCCCGAGACAUGUACCUCAGCGCCGCCAACGUGCGGUUGCUGCGUCAAGAGAGAACUUUCCUCUCCGACAGCAUCUCCACCAGUGCAUCGUCGGCCGACCACACCGGUGACGGCUCCCACAGACCGAUGCCCCAUCCAUCCAGCGAGAGAACCACCAUCGACAGGCUCAACGAGUACAAGCACGGCGUCAAUACCCGCGAGGUGCUCACCGAAGUCAUCGACCGCAUCCUCAUGGAUCUGCUCAUGGGCGUUGGUGCCCUGCUCGUGGGCAUCGGCACCCUGCUCGCGAUCUGGGGCGCUGAUCCGACCAUCUACCGGGCCAGUAAUCUGCUGUCCGGGUACGUGGGCAAUGGACUGGCGGCGGGCUUCGGGCUCGUCAAUGCGAUUUGGUCCGCAUAUCUGGUGUGGCGGUUCCAGCGAUGCUGGAGGGCGUGCGCGGUGGCGGAGCAGGAGGAGGAGGGGAAAAUCCCCCGUGACCAAAACCACGAGCUUCCGGCCUCGCUGAAGACCAAACUCCGGGCGCGCAUGCGGGCCCUGCAGUUCCAUGCCGUCGUCAACGGGGUCAACGGCGUAGUGGCCGGGGCCGCGAGCAUGGUCACCGCGACCAUGUGGUACGGGUACGUGGUCCUGGUGCCGUGCAUCGUGAGCCUGAUCCUCCUGAACGUGUUCUGGCGCGCGAGACUGGGCUACGACCGAUCGCUG
Messenger RNA from Aspergillus brunneoviolaceus CBS 621.78, 1059 nucleotides. RefSeq lists its product as uncharacterized. The record is from RefSeq and is a predicted model, not a curated record. The transcript has a single exon. The annotation marks the transcript as partial. Lineage: Eukaryota; Fungi; Ascomycota; Eurotiomycetes; Eurotiales; Aspergillaceae.